Messenger RNA from Mesitornis unicolor (brown roatelo), 3002 nucleotides. It is a transcript of the gene SMARCAD1, whose product is annotated as SWI/SNF-related, matrix-associated actin-dependent regulator of chromatin, subfamily a, containing DEAD/H box 1. The annotation marks the transcript as partial. NCBI's taxonomy places the organism in Eukaryota, Metazoa, Chordata, Aves, Mesitornithiformes, Mesitornithidae. Gene Ontology annotation, cellular component: nucleus. The record is from RefSeq and is a predicted model, not a curated record. The transcript is spliced from 20 exons. Gene Ontology annotation, molecular function: ubiquitin binding; ATP binding; chromatin binding.
UUGCAGUUGAUAGAAUCAGCACGCACAAUGGAUGAAGCAAUAGCUGCUGGUUUGAAGUUCAAUGACGAAGCUGCCUCUCGUAAAAGGAAACUAAAAGGUUCUCCCACAAAUUGUGAAAACAGAAAUGAGAAAGUCACAAAAAAGCCAAAAGCUGAUUAUCUGGAUGAAUCAGAGCCCCAAAGAGAAUGGGAGAGGCAAGAGAUGCUUGUGAAGAAGCUGCAAAAUACAUUCCCUGGCUUGGAUAAGGAGGAACUAAGGGAUGUACUUCAGGAACAUAACUGGGUGUUUCAUGAAGCACUGGAGGCCCUGAGAGUCUUUGCAGAAGAUGAUGAGGGCAUGGAGUUUCCUCCCAGAAGCGAAGCUUCUGACUGGACCAAAGCCUCCACCAAGAGCAGAACUGAAGAGAGCAAAGAGGAGCCAAAGGAGAAAUCUGGGAAAGAGCAGAAUGGCUUUCAGAAAAAGGACAAAGGCAAAAGGAGCGUUUGGAGUACUAAAAGAGAAACAGAAGACUCAGAGGACGAGUCAGCUUCUGAAGAUGGUGGCAGCUCCCUUGACGAGGACUACAGCAGUGGCGACGAAGUGAUGGAGGAUAGCUACAAAGCAAAAAUCCUCAGCUUCCUGCAGGAUGCAUCCCCCAGCGAACUGACUUUGAUUCCUCAGUGCUCUCAGAAAAAGGCUCAGAAGAUAAUAGCACUCCGGCCCUUUAACAGCUGGGAGGCUCUGUUUACAAAAAUGACUAAGACUACUGGUUUGUCAGAAGACAUAGUGUGGAACUGCAAGAUACUGCUGAAAGAGAGGGACGUGGUUCUAAAGCUGAUGAAUAAAUGUGAAGACAUUUCCAAUAAUCUGACAAAACAAGUGACCCGGAUUACUGAAGGUGGAGGAUGUGGAUGGAACAUAGAGCAACCUGCCAUCCUGAAUCAGAGUUUGGAACUCAAGCCAUACCAGAAGAUUGGUUUGAACUGGUUAGCACUGCUGCAUAAACAUGGGUUGAAUGGCAUACUGGCUGAUGAAAUGGGCUUAGGAAAAACAAUUCAAGCUAUUGCAUUUCUAGCUCAUCUCUACCAAGAGGGCAAUAAGGGUCCCCAUUUGAUAGUUGUGCCAGCUUCAACAUUAGAUAACUGGAUAAGAGAAGUUAACCUGUGGUGUCGUGAGCUGAAUGUCCUUUUUUACUAUGGAUCCCAAGAAGAUCGGAAACAUCUCAGGAUGGACAUUCAAAAUAAAGUUGUUGAUUUCAAUGUGAUAGUAACUACAUACAACUGUGCAAUUAGCAGCUCAGAUGAUCGAGGGCUGUUUCGCAGGUUGAAGCUUAACUAUGCAAUUUUUGAUGAAGGUCAUAUGCUCAAGAACAUGAGCUCUGUACGCUACCAGCACCUUAUGACAAUUAAUGCAAAGAAUCGCUUAUUGCUAACGGGGACUCCAGUUCAAAAUAAUCUGUUGGAAUUGAUGUCCCUCUUGAAUUUUGUAAUGCCACAUAUGUUCAGCAGUAGCACAAGUGAAAUCCGGAGGAUGUUCUCUUCAAAAACAAAGAGUGCUGAAGAACAAAGCAUAUAUGAAAAGGAGAGGAUUGCACAUGCGAAGCAGAUAAUAAAACCAUUCAUCUUGAGAAGAGUAAAAGAUGAGGUUCUUAAACAACUACCUCCCAAAAAAGAUCUCAUUGAAUUGUGUGCCAUGUCUGAGAAACAGGAGCAGCUGUACUGUGAUCUCUUAAACAAAUUCAAGAAAACUAUUAACAGUAAUGCAAAAAACUCUGAUACGGGAAAUGUAAUGAUGCAACUUAGGAAAAUGGCUAAUCACCCCCUCCUGCACCGUCAGUAUUACACAACUGACAAGCUCAGAACGAUGUCCAUGCUUAUGCUCAAGGAACCCACACAUUGUGAUGCUAACCCUGACCUUAUCUUCGAAGAUAUGACAGUAAUGACAGAUUUUGAGCUGCAUUUGCUUUGCAAGCAAUAUUCUCGCGUCAAUGACUUCAAGUUAGACAUGGAUCAGAUCUUGGACUCUGGAAAGUUUAGAGCACUGGAACGCAUCCUCUGUGACCUUAAAGAGAAGGGUGACAGAGUUGUAUUGUUUAGCCAGUUUACUAUGAUGCUGGAUAUCUUGGAAGUUUUCCUAAAGCAUUGGCAACAUAGAUAUAUUAGGUUGGAUGGAAAAACACAGAUUUCUGAUCGGAUCCACCUAAUAGAUGAGUUCAAUACGGAUAUGGGUAUAUUUGUAUUUCUCCUGUCAACCAAAGCUGGUGGCUUGGGAAUUAAUCUGACCUCAGCAAAUGUUGUGAUUCUUCAUGACAUCGAUUGCAACCCAUAUAAUGAUAAACAAGCAGAAGACCGAUGCCACAGAGUAGGUCAGACAAGAGAAGUAAAAGUCAUAAAGCUAAUCAGUAAGGGAACCAUUGAAGAAUCCAUGCUCAAAAUCAGCCAGCAGAAAUUGAAGUUAGAACAAGAUAUGACUGCAGCAGAUUUGGGAGAAGAAGGAACCAUUCCAGCUGAUAUAGCCACACUAUUAAAAGCUUCAUUAGGUCUCUGAAAUGUAAAUAUGUUGUGGAAUUCAAGGAAGAAAGGUGAUGUUGUACCCCAAGGACUAUUGCAUUACUGAUGGCCAUGAGUUUUCUAACUUUUUAUAGUUUCUUUAUUGUACUUCUCCUGGUAUUUAAAGUUUUUAACACCGAUAGCAUUCUUUUGAUGCUUAAAAACGUCAAUGGCCCAAAUGUGCCAACAUCGGAUGCUGAAUAAACAUUAUUUUACAGAUCACUUUUCAAAACGGGGACCUAAGUAGUAAUUGUUUUAAUAAAUCUGCUACUGCUUAAGAUUUGUCAGUAUUUUUGUAAUUAUUUCUACCUCCAAAUAUAUAUAUAUAAAAACUGUCUGUUUCACUGGAUUAUGCGUGUAGAUUUUUUUAUGUGCCUUAUUUGACAAUGCUUGAGUCUGUUUCUGCUUGUUUUGGUUCAUUCGAUGUACCGUACUGGUUUUGUACCAACUUGUUCAAAUAAAAUUCCACAGAUU